UCCUUCAAGUUCAUGCAGAAGAUUCUUGCAGAGAUUUUGGGAACCUACUUCAUGAUCUUCGCGGGGUGCGGCUCCGUGGUGGUGAACCAGAGGACCGGCGGCACGGUGACGUUCCCUGGGAUCUGCAUCGUGUGGGGGCUUGUGGUCAUGGUGAUGGUCUACUCCGUCGGCCACGUCUCCGGUGCGCACUUCAACCCCGCCGUCACCGUCGCCUUCGCCACCUGCCGGCGCUUUCCAUGGAAGCAGGUGCCGUCCUAUGUCCUGGCUCAGGUGCUGGGAUCCACGCUGGCAAGCCUGACGCUGCGCCUGACGUUCGGCGGCGGGCAGGAUCACUUCUUCGGAACAGCGCCUUCGGGUUCGUACACGCAGGCGGUGGCGCUCGAGUUCAUCAUCUCCUUCUACCUCAUGUUCGUCGUCUCCGGAGUGGCCACAGACGACAGAGCGAUUGGUGAAUUAGCCGGUCUCGCUGUCGGUGCCACCGUCGUGCUGAACGUGCUCUUUGCCGGGCCAAUCACGGGGGCGUCCAUGAACCCGGCGAGGAGCCUCGGGCCAGCGAUCGUCGCCGGUCGCUACGGCGGCCUGUGGGUGUACGUCGUCGGCCCUGUGUGCGGGACGGUGGCGGGCGCGUGGGCGUACAACCUCAUCCGGCUGCACGACAAGCCGAUCACCAGGAGCUCCUUCCUCAAGACCUUGUCUCAGAUGAACCUGAUUCUUGCCCAUCAACCCAUAUAG
This is a messenger RNA of Lolium rigidum, 732 nucleotides long. RefSeq names its product aquaporin NIP1-2-like. Gene Ontology annotation, biological process: transmembrane transport. Bases 13 to 732 code for a protein of 239 amino acids. The transcript has 6 exons. Gene Ontology annotation, molecular function: channel activity. Gene Ontology annotation, cellular component: membrane. NCBI's taxonomy places the organism in Eukaryota, Viridiplantae, Streptophyta, Magnoliopsida, Poales, Poaceae. The record is from RefSeq and is a predicted model, not a curated record.